Acanthosepion pharaonis is the source of this 732-nucleotide messenger RNA. Lineage: Eukaryota; Metazoa; Mollusca; Cephalopoda; Sepiida; Sepiidae. The record is from the annotation of a GenBank genome assembly.
AUGGCCAAAGUUGAUUACCUCUGUGACUGUUUAUACGAGAUAUUGUGCGACUGGUUGCACUGGUACUACGAGAAAGACAGCACCAGGAAGCGAUUCCAUCCGGCACAAACGGAGGUUGAAAUCUAUCUAUCUAUCUAUCUAUCUAUCUAUCUAUGUUCAUUCAUAACUAAUUCCUUCAUAUCUAUAUAUCUAUCUGUCCGUCUCUCUAUGCCUUUAUUUAUUCAUAUAUCUAUCUAUCUAUCUAUCUAUCUAUCUAUCUAUCUAUCUAUCUAUCUAUCUAUCUCAGUCAUUCAUAUCUAUCUAUCUAUCGAUGUUCAUUCAUAUCUAAUUCCUUCAUAUCUAUCUAUCUAUCUAUCUAUCUAUCUAUCUAUCUAUAUCAGUCAUUCAUAUCUAUCUAUCUAUCUAUCUAUCUAUCUAUGUUCAUUCAUAUCUAAUUCCUUCAUACCUAUAUAUCUAUCUGCCUUUAUUUAUUCAUAUCUAUCUAUCUAUCUAUCUAUCUAUCUAUCUAUCUAUCUAUCUAUCUAUCUAUCUAUCUAUCAUUAUGUAUGUGCGUCUGUGUGUCUGUGCGUUUAUCUGCUGUUCACAUCUAUCUAUCUAUCUAUCUAUCUUUUUUUAUUCAUAUCUAUCUGUAUAUGUAUUUAUCUAUCCCAGUCUAUUCAUAGAUAUAAGUGUGUCUAUCUAUCUAUCUAUCUAUCUAUCUAUCUAUCUAUCUAUCUCCUUGUUUAUUUAUAA